AGUCAGAAAACACGAGAUUCUUAGCUGAGGGACUCGGUGCGGGUCUGAGGUGCGGAUCUGUGGAAGGAUGGAGUCACUGAAGGUGGAAAAGUUCACGACCGCCGACCGGGGAAAUGGGCUGCGUGCAGUGGCCCCACUGCGCCCCGGGGAGCUGCUCUUCCGCUCCGAUCCCUUGGCGUACACUGUGUGCAAGGGGAGUCGUGGCGUCGUCUGCGAUCGCUGUCUCCUGGGGAAGGAAAAACUGAUGCGGUGUUCUCAGUGCCGAAUCGCCAAAUACUGCAGUGCCAAGUGUCAGAAAAAAGCUUGGCCGGACCACAAGCGGGAGUGCAGAUGUCUUAAAAGCUGCAAGCCCAGAUAUCCCCCUGACUCCGUGAGACUUCUGGGGAGAGUCAUCGUCAAACUUAUGGACGAGAAGCCCUCAGAGUCAGAGAGACUCUACUCAUUCUACGAUCUGGAGUCCAAUAUUGACAAACUCACCGAAGAUAAGAAAGAGGGCCUGAGGCAACUUGCAAUGACAUUCCAGCAUUUCAUGAGAGAAGAGAUUCAGGAUGCUUCUCAACUGCCGCCAUCUUUUGACCUUUUUGAAGCCUUUGCAAAAGUGAUCUGCAACUCGUUCACCAUCUGCAAUGCGGAGAUGCAGGAGGUUGGCGUUGGCCUGUACCCCAGUAUGUCUCUGCUGAAUCACAGCUGUGACCCCAACUGCUCAAUUGUGUUCAACGGGCCCCAUCUCUUGCUGCGUGCAGUGCGAGAAAUCGAGGCUGGAGAUGAGCUCACCAUCUGCUACCUGGACAUGCUCAUGACCAGCGAGGAACGCCGGAAGCAGCUGAGGGACCAGUACUGCUUUGAGUGCGACUGUAUCCGAUGCCAAACCCAGGACAAGGAUGCUGAUAUGCUGACGGGUGAUGAGCAAAUAUGGAAGGAGGUUCAAGAAUCGCUGAAAAAGAUCGAAGAACUGAAGGCACACUGGAAAUGGGAGCAGGUUCUGGCCCUCUGCCAGGCGAUCAUAAGCAGCAACUCGGAACGGCUUCCCGACAUCAACAUCUACCAGCUGAAGGUGCUCGACUGUGCCAUGGAUGCCUGCAUCAACCUGGGGAUGCUGGAGGAGGCCCUGUUCUACGCCAUGCGCACCAUGGAGCCCUACCGGAUCUUUUUCCCCGGAAGCCACCCUGUCCGAGGUGUGCAAGUGAUGAAAGUUGGCAAGCUGCAGCUGCAUCAAGGCAUGUUCCCCCAAGCCAUGAAGAAUCUGAGGCUGGCCUUCGACAUUAUGAAAGUGACCCAUGGCCGAGAGCACAGCCUGAUUGAAGAUUUAAUUCUUCUCCUGGAAGAAUGUGAUGCCAACAUAAGAGCCUCCUAAGACCAGCCAGAGGGACAGGGGAGGUGGCGCACCCUCGUUGAACGCCUUAUUGAGGUCACACACUCUGUGAUGUUUGCUAUGUGAACCUCCUGUAAAAAAUGCCAUUCUAUGUUUCUGUGGGUAACUGUGUUUCUGUGGUGUGUUGUGAGAAGACCCAUUCAUGGUCAAGCAGAACCAUUACAAUAAAUACAAAAGUUGAAAAGAGUUGAAAAUGCCAACUGGCAGCUUGGCUUUGCCUACUCCUGGGUGACUUUGAUGUUUAAAAUCUCAGCAUUGGAAAUAGGAACUUACCAAAAAAUAGGAUGAAAGGCUGGGUGGUGGUGGUGCACACCUUUAAUCCCAGCAUUCAAGAGUCAGAGGCAGGUGGAUCUCUGUGAGUUCAAGGCCAGUUUGGUCUACAGAGUGAAUUCAAGAACAGCCAGAGCUAUGUAGAGAGAGCCUGUCUCAAAAGACAAAAGAAAACAGAAAUAGGAUGGAAUAAGCUAAACCUUCCUCUUUGGAUGGAUAUAGAGGCCGUUGGACUAAAGUAAUCGUUUUCACCUCUACUCCUAAACACAAGUGUAUAUCCAUUUUGUCAAGAAGUAGAUGUUUUAUUGCUGUUCUUUUGUUUUUAUUGACAUGUAUUAAUUGUACUUAAUAAUGUGAUUCGCUGUGAUAUUGCAGUGCUUGAAUACACGUGUCUAGUGUGCACCUUCCAGGACAAAUCUGGCCUCCCUGUCUUUCCCCUGCCUCUACAGUUCACGUUUCUCACAUCACCCACCCUGACUUUCACACGCGAGGGAGAAAGGGUCACACUCAUCUCCGUCCCUGGCUUACUUCACUUCGUACAGUUUUCUCCAGUUCUGUUCAUUCUGCUACAGAUGACAGGAUCUCACUUAUCUUUACAGAUUAAUAAUAUUCUGCUAUUUACCUGUCCUUCCCUUUUCCUUGUGCAUGUUGGUGAGGGCCUAAGGUGAUUACAGCCUUGGCUAGGAUGAGUAGCUUCACAGUAGACAUGGACAGACAAGUAUGUUUGGGGGUUACAGAGUUCAUUUCCUUUUGACAUGUACCUAGAAGGAGGAUGGCUAGAUCCCAUGGGGUCCUGUUUUCAUAGGGCCUCCUGUCAUCCUGAUUUUGGUUCCCACCAGCAGCGUUCCUUUUCUCCAUAGUCACACCAGCAUUUGUUACCUGGGGGUCGUGCUUGCUUUGUCAUUGGCUCUAGUGGCAUUGUAACUGCGCACCUGGUUUUCACUGUAGCUUCAGUGUCCCCGAUGACUGAUGAUAUUAUUGUGCCUCAUGUGCUUGUGACUGCUCAAAGCAGCUGCUCAUUGUGUAGUCAGAAUCUUGUUUGUUGAAUUCCCUACACACUAUAAAUAUACUAUGCAUUAUGGCUAUGAACCCUUCAUUGGGAGGACCAUGGGCAAACAGUUCUCUCAUUCUGUAGACUGAUUCUUUCCUCUGUUGUUUUGUGUGCUGUACAGAGCUUCCGUGUAACCAUUUGUCUCUCUUUGGUUUUGUUUCGUUCACUUUUAUAAUAAUAUAAAAAACCCAUUGCUUAUUCCAGCAUCUGGGCAUUGCCCACACUGACAUGUCUCCAUGCGUGUUUCCAGUUCAGAUCUUGCAUUUGGUCUCUGGUCCAUCACGAGCUGAGUGUUAGGCCAGAAUGACAGAUGAGAGUUCGGUCUCCAUCUCUUGCAUGUGGUGCCCGCUUUCCCUGCAUACCUCGCUGAAGGGGCGAGCCACUCAGCCUGCACGGUUUGGGCACCUUUGUCGAGAAUAAACCGAUUCUAGGUGUGCGAGCCAACUUCUGGGCUCUCUGUUCUGUCACACUGGUCCUAGUAUCUCUUAUUACUCUAUGACCACACUGCUUCUGCCAUCACGGCUCUGGAGUACAUCCUGAAGGGAGGCCCUGUGUUGCCUCUGGCCUCGUUCUUUUUGCCGAAGAUGGUUUUUAUCUGUUCUGAGCCUUUGGUGAAGAAGCAGAAGUUUCUUUCUGAAUCCCUCUCCAACACAGGAGUCUUUAUCUCAAAGCCCAGUUCUAGGUCAUAUCAGACAUUACCAGAAAAGGGAUGUAAGCCUCACACAAAAAGAAAAAUAUAUGGAACUCAGCUCGUUGUGUAAACCUUGUGAACAUUUUAUAAUUCUUUGUGUAUGUUAUUAUUUUCUUGAACUUUGUUUUCUGUAAUUGCUUGAAUCUGUGGUUCGGUGUGUUAAUGGGCAGAGCAGAAAGCUCUAUUGCCCUCCAGUAAACUGUGUUCUCACCACUA
Messenger RNA from Microtus oregoni (creeping vole), 3600 nucleotides. It is a transcript of the gene Smyd3, whose product is annotated as SET and MYND domain containing 3. The transcript has 12 exons. Gene Ontology annotation, cellular component: nucleus. NCBI's taxonomy places the organism in Eukaryota, Metazoa, Chordata, Mammalia, Rodentia, Cricetidae. The record is from RefSeq and is a predicted model, not a curated record. The coding region runs from base 68 to 1354 and encodes 428 amino acids. Gene Ontology annotation, molecular function: histone H4 methyltransferase activity; protein binding.